AAUCAUUCAGAGUCGGAGACCAUUGUCAAUCACAGAGAAGAACUCAUGGUUUCACCAACAGGUGAACGCCCAACGCUGAGAACAGCACACUUUCUUAAUCCUUCAGCCUCCAUUGAUGGAUAUGCCUUGAGCUUCCUUCUCAACUCUCCAACACAAGAAAGCCCUCAACUUGUGACCUCGAGGAGCCUCAGAAAAAGGUUUUCUUCAAAGGCUGGGAUUUAUGAAGCAAUUAUGGGUUCAACGUAUGAAAUCAAACAAAACAAGAAACUUAUUCUAGGGUUUGCAGAAAGAUGGUCUCCUGAGACAAACACCUUCAUCUUUACUUGGUCUGAAGCCACAAUAACUCUGGAGGAUGUGAUGGUUUGUGGUGGCUACUCUGUCUUGGGUGGCACUGUUUCAAGCCUUCUGAAGAGUAAGAAUCUGGUUGUAAUGGAACAAAAACUGCAAGAAGCUCACAGAGAAUCUGCAACUCUGAAUUCUAUUGUUUCGACACACAAGGCAUGGAUGGACUAUUUCAUGGGGACCGGGCAUGAAAUCCUACAUGAAGCUUUCCUCUCCCUGUGCUUUGGAUCAAAUGAUGUGAAUUGUGACGAGUUUGCAUCAUCAAAUGCUAUGAACUGUGAUGGAUUGCUUGAUAAGGUGCUUCAUGUUUAUGCACCGUUACAAUUUGUUCAGCUUUGGAUUUGGGAGAGAUGUCUAGCAUUAAGGCCAAUUCCCAAUCGCAUCUCCAUUAGUAAGCCAAGAGUAGCAGCAUGGUGGCAUGAUCUACGUUUUGAGAAUGUUGGAGAACAGUGGAUACCGGUUGGUUCUCCGUUGGAUGAACAGUCACAGGCAUUUGCUAGAUUUUUGAGGGUUAGUGAGCUUGUUGGAGGAGAAUGUAUAGAGCAGUACCUCCCACGUAGUGUUGCAAUGCAGUUUGGAUUGGAUCAAGACAUUCCUGCAAGCUUUGCUUGGUGCCAUGCAAAUCGCACAACUGCUUGGAGGAAUUACAACAGGCCCAUUAAUGAUGCUAAGCUAGAUAUACCGCCUAGGCCUUUUGAGUCGGAUAUUAGUACUAGGUACUCAGAUUGUUGGAGGGGAUCGUGUUUAGCCCAGUAUGAUGCUGUUAAUACAUUCAUAAGAAGGCAAAUGAGUUCAAGAACAUGCCAGCGUAUCUCAGUGAGGAACAAAGAAUAUGAUGGUCUCUCCAUCCCUCCUGGUCUUGGUAUGAAAGACAAAGUCCUGCAAAAUGUCAGCGAGGGAAACAAAAUUGAUAGAACUAAUGCUGUUGCUGUGCAAACUUCAAAUGGAAAUGAUAGAGCUGUUAGAAGGAUGGAGCCAGAGCCAGUGCCAGAGAUAAAGGAGGAGGUGGCAGAACAGAUUGAUAGGAAAUCAGGUAUCAAAGAUAGAAGAGAAAGCAGUAGCUUGGGAGAAGUUGAAGAAUCGAGCUUGAGGCUCGCAUUUACAGGUUGGAAAGGGAGCUUGCUGACGUGAAGGCAAAGCAGAAGGGUUUGGCAACAGAUUGAAGAAGCUUACCAAAGAGGAUUCUUCAUCUGAACGUAGGAAGACAAUGCAAUGCCAUAGACGGCUGGAAACUAUUAUUAGAUUGAUGCACAAGGCAUAUAUAUCAUGUAAAUAAACUGUCAUAGAAUCA
Messenger RNA from Rubroshorea leprosula, 1633 nucleotides. The record is from the annotation of a GenBank genome assembly. NCBI's taxonomy places the organism in Eukaryota, Viridiplantae, Streptophyta, Magnoliopsida, Malvales, Dipterocarpaceae.